This is a messenger RNA of Theobroma cacao (cacao), 502 nucleotides long. The record is from RefSeq and is a predicted model, not a curated record. Lineage: Eukaryota; Viridiplantae; Streptophyta; Magnoliopsida; Malvales; Malvaceae.
GGUAACUUACAUGGCUUAGGCCAUGGGAAGAAUGACAUAUAUAUGGGGAGAGGAUGAUGAAGAAUAUCGGCCUGAAAGAUGGCUUGAGAAUGGCAUUUUUCAACCAGAGAGUCCUUUUAAGUUCGCCGCAUUCCAGGCCGGGCCUCGCAUCUGUCUGGGGAAGGAAUUUGCAUACAGGCAAAUGAAAAUCUUGGCAGCUGUUCUCCUCUACUUCUUCCAAUUCAGACUGGUGGAUGAGACGAAGGAGGCUACAUAUCGGACCAUGUUCACCCUUCACAUGGCUGGAGGGCUCAAUGUAUGUGCAUUUCCCAGGGCGUAACCAUGGACUGGAAAAUGUUUGUUUGACAAUUUUUCUUCGCUUUAUGUUGCCAAAUAUAUUUUUAUUGGUCAAAUUAUGCAAUUAGUCCAAUACUUUAAAGUGAUAGAUUUAGUCCUUUAUAAUAUUUUGUAAAAAUUAAAUUUUUAUAUUUUUCAAAAUUGACAAUGUCAGUUUAAUGUGUUA